Molecule: messenger RNA, 2637 nt
Organism: Dibothriocephalus latus
Lineage: Eukaryota; Metazoa; Platyhelminthes; Cestoda; Diphyllobothriidea; Diphyllobothriidae
Source: the annotation of a GenBank genome assembly
AUGGCGUCUGCACGAGGCGAUGAUGCUGGGUUCGGGCAGUCAUCGGCUCCCCAGAAGAAGAUCAAAAGUAAACCCUCAGCAGACAACUUAGUUGAACAAAUGGAGAGGGUAACAAUAACAGAGGGGCUUCAUCCUCCUUGCCGCCCUGAUAACGGAGGAACUGUCGGAGACACUGUCUUAAUAAGGCUUAAUUGCUGGGAUAUGACGAUUGCGGAUCGCACCGUUCUGAUGUAUGACAUCGAGGCUCUUGGAGUUUAUCGGAUGAAGGACAACGAGAAAGUUGAGGUUCGGCUACUUCCAAAGGAUAUGCGCGCGCUUGUAAAGCAUAUCGUGAAAAGGUAUGCUUCGCUUUUUAUGUUGAAUUAUAUAUCCGAUGUUCGUAAUAAUUUACUUAAUGUGAUGCCCUUUAGAAUGCCAUCUGACACCGUUUACGACGGAGGACGGAUUGUUUACACACUGGACAAGUUAGCCGGUGUAAAUGAGAUGGGAAUACAAAAGGAAGAACCCGUUCCCGACCCGACGGAUCGGGACGAACUAGUACUCAAGUAUCGUAUAAAAUUAGUCCAGGAAACAUCCACGGGUGAUCUCGCACGUUACGUCGAAAAUCCAAGGGCUUCCACUUUGGCGAUGCCACAGGAAAGCAUUCGCAUGAUCGACUGCAUCUUUAAGUCUAUAAACGAAGACAAAUUUGUAUCGUCCGGAAGAGCUGCAAUCUUCUACCCUACACCCAUAAAACGACUUGCCGACAAACUGUUCGACAUACACAUGGGCUUCAUAACCAGCGUUCGUCCCCAGUGGAAGGUUCGCGUCAAUGUUGACAUGACAUGCAAGGCGUUCUUCCCUCCCGGAAACCUCGCGGACGUCUUAUAUGCGAAAUAUGGAGACGAUAUCGAGAACCCCGCUUGUUGGAACUCGGUACUGGCUGACAUCAAGAGGCUACGUGUUGAAGCGAAGUUUUACAAAAAUGAGGACGGAAAAUCGUUCUCUCGCCGUUUUACGGUGUUCAGCCUCUCCACCACUUCAGCGCAAAGGCUGAUAAUCGAAGACAAAAACCAGUCUGUUUUCGAAUACUUUAAAGAACAUCACAAAAUAACGCUCGAGUACCCCGGUCUUCCCUGUGUUUCUAACAAGAGAGAUGUGUUCAUCCCAAUGGAGUUGCUGCACGUAUUGCCAUAUCAAAACCCGACUGCACGUAAGGCUGAUGUCGCCAGUGAAAUCAUUCGAUGUGCCGCCGUUAAACCGCAAGAACGAUUUAGGGAACUCGAUCGUUACGUGAGUGAAUUCAUGCGAAAUCAACAUGCGCUAUUGAAACGCUACGAUAUAAAUGUUCAAACCCAGCGUGGAACCGUCAGUGCUCGUGUUCUUCCUCAGCCAUGGGCCUCUUUCGGGAGCAGAGAUGUAGAGCUCGGACGUGGGAAGUGGUUGUUUAACACUUUUCUGCAACCAGCGACUGCUGAGCCACUGAAAUGGGCUGUUGUGAACAUUCCACCACAUAACGCUGCCCAACGAAACCAAGCCACACUGGUCCAGCGACUCCCUCAAGCUGCAACGCAAUUUGGUUUCCGAUUUGAUCCGCGACCCUUCUGUAAGACCAUAACUCCGAGCGAACUAGAGAAUUUGAUGCGCCAGCUCCAAUCACAACGCGUCACGCUUGUUGUCCUUGUUCUUUAUGACAACUUUACUUAUGGGUCGAUCAAAGUGCUGAGCGACAUCAAGCUUGGAAUUCGUACUCAAUGUGUAAAGGGGGUGACACUAACAAAACCCAACGUUUUCCCCAACUUGAUGUUGAAGAUAAAUGGAAAGCUUGGUGGGAUAAAUUGGAGUGUUUCAAACUACCCCAUAAAAGAAUCAGUAAUGGUUUUCGGCGCUGAUGUUACGCAUCCUGCGCCCACGCAAAACGAUGAACUCCGGAAAUCGGUAGCGGCGGUCCUGGGAAGCAUCACACCGGACUUGAUGCGGUAUGCUGCCGUUGUUCGAAGACAGGAUACUACAGAGAGGGGUAAUAAGACCACGCGGGAGAUAAUAGACAAUAUGGAAGAGAUUGUUUCGGACUUGCUAAAGGCAUACUUCGUAAACAAUAAUGACCGUUUCCCGGACAGACUAAUUUUCUACCGUGACGGAGUAUCUGAAGGACAAUUCGACACUGUGCUAACUGGCGAACUGCCUGCCAUACAAAAAGCUUGCGCUGGUCUUCGGGCCGGCUAUGAGCCGGCCAUAACCUAUAUUGUUGUGCAGAAGAGGCACCACAUCAGGUUUGAGCCGCUGGACCCGAGGGCCAAAAAUGUUGCGCCAGGAACAGUCGUAGAUACUGUUAUCACACAUAGACGAGAAUUCGAUUUUUAUCUGUGCUCGCAGGAGGGAAUUCAGGGCACUUCAAAGCCUGCGCAUUAUCACGUCCUUUACGACGAUAGCAACUGGACCUCCGAUGCGCUUCAAAUGUUCACUUAUUUCCUGUGCCAUGCUUACAUGCGUUGCCCAAGAAGCGUUUCCUAUCCGGCUCCAACUUAUUACUCGCACUUAGCCGCCUUCCGUGCACGAGAUUGGCUAGCGGCCGAAAUCGAAGUGCCGGAGAAUUUCAUUAGCAAAAAUCGAUUCAAGGUUCACGACUCGCAGUUUACAGGAAUGUUUUUCCUAUAG